AUUAAAGUUCUAAGUAAGUACACUCAGUACGCACCCAACUCAUUCGAAUUGUACGUCACCUGAAUAAUCAUGUAAUGUAUAUACCUUUGUGACAUACAGCGUUGCGUAAAAUCAGUCAUGUACGAACGCAUUACUGCAGUUUUUUUAGACAAGUCAUAAACUGCGAGCCUAGCCGAUUAAUAUAUUAUACUAUAUAACAUCAUCGUAACAUUUCGUCCAGAUAUAAGUCCGUCGUCGUCAUGAAAGCCGGCGGCGGAACGCUGGUCAGGUUGACGCUGAGCGGCGGCGCGUUAGCCGCGUCCGUUGCGGCUGCCUGUUGUUUCCUGACCGUGUGGUCGUACUGGUAUUACGAGCUUGACGCCGACUGCACGCAGGCGCGCGACUGCAAGUGUUUGCUGUUCGGCACGAGCUUUGCGGGCGGCGGUUUCGUGGGCGGCGACCGGUUCGCGUGUCUGUACGUCACGUACUCGCUGCUGGCGUCCGCCGGGCUCGCGGCCUGCGCAUGCGUAUACUACGGCUGCAGGGCGCUACUUUGCCCGGGCCGCGGCCGUCGCCGGCACCCGCACCACCGGCCGGUUAGGAGAUCGGCGGCCGAGACCGGACCCGAGGACGGCACCAGUUCACAGAUACAGAUAAGUGGUUUAACGAUGUGUUUUGCAAUUAUUCUCGCUGUCAUGGCGUUAAAUAUGUUUAUUGCAUCCAUUGUGCUAAGCAAUGGAUAUAUUUCGACCUGUUUGCAGUACGUGCAUCGAGUGAAAAGUUUUUUGAUGGUUUCCGGAAAUAUGGUAGAAUUGAUUUCAAAUCGUAUGUCAUGCGGUACCAUUUACGAUUUCAUGGAUUACUUACAACCGCCGUCGCGACAAGUGACAUAUGAACUAAUUCAUCGACGCAAGACCAAUCCGCGUGAUUCUGUGAUUAAUACAUCGGCACUUUUAAUAAUAUCUAUUAUACUGUCGUGGUUGAACACAUUAAUAUGGGUAGUAUUUACGUUUUGUACUUAUUAUUUCAAGUAA
Messenger RNA from Rhopalosiphum maidis (corn leaf aphid), 1013 nucleotides. RefSeq lists its product as uncharacterized. NCBI's taxonomy places the organism in Eukaryota, Metazoa, Arthropoda, Insecta, Hemiptera, Aphididae. The record is from RefSeq and is a predicted model, not a curated record. The coding region runs from base 240 to 1013 and encodes 257 amino acids. The transcript is spliced from 4 exons.